AUGACAUAAUAAGAUAACCUCAAAAUAUCAUUCCUUCAUUUCAUUUCUUAUAAUGUAUAUUUAUUGAAAUACCUAAAAAAAUACAAUAUAGCCUAUAUUAAUAAUUUCUAUAGUCGUUUAAUUAUUAAAUGUGCUAAAUAAAAGGCCCUCCGCAAUGUCACUGCUCAGAUCUACUAAGUUUGUGCGAUAUUUUACUGGUGCGGCAAGAACUCUCAUACUAAACAGUGCAAAAACUGCAGAAACCAACAUUUUAAUAAACUCUAAAGCGUUGAUUGGUGCUAACAAUGUUUUAACACGAGACUAUGCUACAUCCAAAAAAACUGAGACCCUUGAACCACUCCUACAAAAAUUGGACUCCGAAGUACGGAGAUUUGGGCGAAUAACUAAGAAAGACAUAGAUGAAGUAUUCGAUGAGAUUCGUUCUAAAAAUGAUAUCACAAGUUCACAAUCACUGCUGGUCAUCAGAUGCUGUGGUGAAUUAGUACCAGAAGAGCUUCCGGAACAAAGAACACUACUAGUUCAGAAAAUAUGGAAUGUUCUUACAGAGAGGGGUAUACCCAUGGAUAUCUCUCAUUACAAUGCUUUACUCAGGGUAUACAUUGAGAAUGAACAUCAAUUCUCACCUGCUAAGUUUUUGGAUGAAUUAGAGAAGAAAGGGUUACAACCAAACAGAGUAACAUACCAAAGACUUAUGUGGCGCUACUGUCAAGAAGGUGAUGUUGAGGGAGCAACUAAGGUUCUAGAAAAAAUGAGGGAACUGAACUUUCCUGUUUCUGAACCUGUAUUAAAUGCUUUGGUAAUGGGCCAUGCUUUCCACGGGGAUACUGAGGGUGCCAAAGCUGUUCUGGAAACUAUGGCAGGAGCUGGUCUUGAACCAACAAACCACACAUAUACAUUAUUAGCCUGUGGUUAUGCCAAAAAAGGUGACAUUGAAGGUGUUAAGAGCACUGUUGAGGCAGCAACCCAAAAAGAUGCCUACAUGACUGAUAAGGAUAUUUUGGAUAUCAUAGAACAUCUUGCAAUUGGAGCACAUGAGGAUAAAGUUGAACAGUUAUUCCCAUAUUUACAAAAAUCUUUUGGAUAUAACCAAGAUGUUUGUAAUCUUAUACUUAAAUUACUCAAUAAAGGAUUUGAAGAGACAGCUAAAAAAGUAAUGAAAACUAUGCCAAAAGUUGCUAAUGUGGAAGAUACACCAUUCAAAGGAGCAUUUUAUGUAAAACAAUUGAUGAAACUUAAUAAACCAAAUGAUGAAGUAAUCAGAGCAUGCAAAGAAUUACAAGAAGAAGAUCUAGUGCCCAAUGCCAUUUAUAUUGCUACAGAAGCUGCACUUCAAAUCGGUAGGACAGAACUGGCACAAAAUUUAUUCAAAGAACUACAAAAAGAAGGCAUUGAAUUGCGGCAACAUUAUUUUUGGCCAUUGUUAGUCCAAAAGGGUAAUGAGCAGGAUGAGGAGGGUCUUUUACAAAUCCUUCGGAACAUGGCUGCUGAAGGGAUCCCUGUAGUAGGUGAAACACUAAGGGAUUAUGUUAUACCAUAUUUAAUACAAAAGGACACACCCCAAAAUGUGAUUUUAAAACUUCAAAUUGCUAAUGUGCCCAUUAUAGUUAGCGCCAGAAAUGUUAUGGUAGCUCUUUUAGAAUUGGGCCAUACAAGUAGAGCAGCGGAAAUUGCUUUGCAAUAUCACCCGAGAGGACAGUAUGCACUGAUUGCCCGACCACUUCUUAAUGCAUUGUUUAAAACUAGAGAUAUUGAUUCCUUUGUCAGUAUAUUGCAUGUUAUUAGCAGCAGACCUCCAGUGUCAAAUGUAGAUGAAGAUGUUACUGAUGAUGUACAAAAAGAUGACAAACAAAGUAGUGUCGAAGUGGGACGUCUUGUAAAUUCAGCAGUCAGAAUCCUAUCCAAACCAGAUCUCUGUGAGAACUUGUUGCAAAAUAUAUACUCUAAAGGACUCAGCAUUAGUACAGAGUCAGCUGAAGCCAUAGAACAGUAUCUUGGUGAAAACAUGACAACAAAGUUAUCAGAGCUGCUCUCUCAACUUACAUCAUCUGAUUUAGAAGUAACCCCAGUUCAAAGCAUACGACGAGAAUCAUCCGAACCACCAUCUUCAUUACAACUAGAAAAAAUACUUCAACACAGUAAAAACAAGGGUAUUAAUACUAAAAGAAUUCAAAAGCAGUUAUUAUCUGCAUACAUCAGAGAGAAUAAUGUAACUAAAUUAAAUAAUUUCUUGCAAGAGAUAAAAGACUCAGACUUUGAAAUUUCCCCAUCAACACUUGCCCAUCUUUAUGAAUUCUAUAGUCAGAAUGAUGAAAUUGAUAAAGCCAAUGAGUGUCAAGCCCAGAUUUUAGCCAAGUAUCCUGAUUUUAAAUUAAAUAAAUUUAAGUUGAUACAAAUGGCGUUUGCCUUAGUCAGAGGUAACAGAUAUGAUGAAGCUAUUCAGUUCCUGAAGGAUAACAAACUGGAUGAAGAUGUAGAUUCUGGUUUUAUGUAUAAUUCUAAGGUUUGGCAAUUAUUGAAUAGUUUAGCUGAGAAGAAAGAUGCUGAGAAGGUUAAAGAACUUACAAAUGUAUUAAUAGAAAACAAUUAUAUAGAGCCCUCCAAUGUGUUAUUGGGUCCAUUGAUAAAGGUGCACCUACUGAAAGGUGAUGUUGAUAGUGCACUGAAGGAAUUUGAGGCUUGUUGCAAUCAGUAUAGAAGCACCCCAUGGAAGGGGGAAUUGAUGAAAGCACUCAUAAUGAAGGAAGAUGCAUCGAAACUUCAGUGGCUAGCAGACCUUAGCACACAGAUACAUGGUGAAGUGAACAUCUUACAUGACUUAGUACUCGCGUUCGUUGAAUGUGGCCGUUUGCGGCAGGCGCGCCGCAUAUUGGAGACGCCGGGUAUGCAAACGCGCCAACGGCGCCUGGACGAUGCCUGCCUGAGAUAUGUUGAGGAGGGCAAAUCAGAAUACCUUGAAGGACUACUUGAAGCUACAAAGGAACUAUCAUACAUUGACCGUUCAAAUAUUUUCUAUCACCUAUUAGUCACAUACUGCAAAGCUGAUGAAACUGAUAAAGCAAUUAGUUUAUGGACUAUUCUACAAGAAGAAGGCGAAAUACCUAGUGACAAAUUCCUGACAUAUCUUGGUAAACACCUGAAAUCUAAAAAAAGAGAGGUACCAUUUGUGAUACCUAACGAAACACCAAACAAAGUAAUAACUAAAAAAACUGAGAGUCCAAAAACGAAAAAGACUAGCUUAACAAAAGCUGAAGUAUCUAACAACAUUGAAACCCUGGUCAAAGAAGGCAAGGCUGCGCAAGCUAUGGAUGUUGCUUUAAAAUCUAUUGCAGAUGGACUUAUUCCCAAAAGUAGUGUUAUGAAAUUCAUGAUCAAGACAUUAGCUGAAGAAUCUAAUGUAGAAAAGAUACAGCUAUUGUCUAAAUAUGCAAAUGAGAACUUGAAACGUCAAAUUACCUAUGAUGAUAAACUCACUUUGGCCAUUUUCAAUCGCGGAGCUGGGGUCAGUCAUGUGGACAGUAUAUUAUCAGCUUUACAAAAUGCCACCACAGAUGAAGAUGUACAAUUAGCACUACAGAAAUUCCCGAGAAGCAAUGCAUUAGCAUCUAUUAUGACAAAUGAUGAACUUUUAAGAAAAUGUCAUACAAUAGCAACCAUUGGUGCAUCAAAGGGUCACUUAAUUCCUGCCAAUCUUUUAUGGAUGGAAUAUAUUCUGGCAGAUAAAGAGCAGGAGGCAGAUGCGUUAUGGAAGAACUCACUCGUUAAUGCUGAUGGUAUCAUAUUUAGGAGAUUAUUACAAGAAAGUCAUGUGAGAAAUGAAUCACGAUAUAUUGAAAAACUAAUAACCACUUUACAAUCCAACAAUCAUAUAUCAUUGGGUUCAUUAGGAAAUGUCUACUCGCGGUUAAUAAAUUUGCAUUUAACUAACAAUAAUUUACAAGAAGCAGGAAAUGUAUUAAAAAAGGCCAUUGAUUGUGGUGUGAGUUCUGAACAUUUUAACAAAAAUUGCGUAAAUAGACUGCGAGCAGCAUUUGAAGCGGCAGGAAAAGAAUUCAAUUAUUCAAUAUAAAUGUUUUUAAUAUAUUUUGCUAUGCAUAAUAAUUGUGUUGUGUAACAAAGUUCAUGUUUAUGACAAUCAAUAUUAUUAGACUUUAUAGUAAGCACAGAAAUUUUUAUUGUGUAUAUUCAACACAACAGUCGCAUAUAAAUGUGCAAUUAAACCAAAAGAAUAAAAAAUAGUACAGGACUUACAACAUGAAAUGCUCAAGAAGAUAAAACAAGGAACCUAUAAAGAAUUAGUUGCUACCAAACGAGAAUGAACAAUACAUUGUUUGCUUUCUCAUUAUAUACAAAAUUUGGAUUACCGGCAUAUUAACCAUAUCAGUAUACGAGCAAGUUCAUAUUAUGGAACAUCUGAUCAUGUUCGCACGCGAACAUAUUCAUAUGCUUCCAGCAAAUUCUUUAAAUAGAACAUUACAUAUACUUAAUAAAAAAUAAUUUAAAAUACCAAAUGUUAAGUCUGCUAAUUUUAAAUUGCAAUCAUUGUAGUUUUAAUAUUAUAGUGAUUAAUGUUUAUUACAUUAUUAGUUCUA
Achroia grisella is the source of this 4589-nucleotide messenger RNA. It is a transcript of the gene bsf, whose product is annotated as leucine-rich PPR motif-containing protein, mitochondrial. Bases 155 to 4066 code for a protein of 1303 amino acids. The transcript is spliced from 9 exons. The record is from RefSeq and is a predicted model, not a curated record. Gene Ontology annotation, molecular function: protein binding. Lineage: Eukaryota; Metazoa; Arthropoda; Insecta; Lepidoptera; Pyralidae.